This is a messenger RNA of Amaranthus tricolor (Joseph's coat), 3027 nucleotides long. RefSeq names its product protein EARLY FLOWERING 3. The transcript has 4 exons. The record is from RefSeq and is a predicted model, not a curated record. The coding region runs from base 688 to 2835 and encodes 715 amino acids. Gene Ontology annotation, biological process: regulation of photoperiodism, flowering. Lineage: Eukaryota; Viridiplantae; Streptophyta; Magnoliopsida; Caryophyllales; Amaranthaceae.
UAUCCAAACAGCAGGACCCACAAAAGCUCAGCACUUUUUCCUCUUUCCUCUUUCCUCUUUCUUUAGGAAUUUGGACAAAAGUUUCUAUCUUUUUUUUCUAUCAGAAGAAAUCCCUAAACCAGCAAAAACAGCAUCCUUUUAUUUCUCUCUCUAUAAUUUGUUCUGUUUAUAGCUCUUUCUGUUGCUCUAUUACUAUUGAUUCCUUGUUUGUUUUCUGCUGAUUUCCCCCCAGAAAGUGCCAACUGAGAUUAAUCUUUUUCCCUGUUGGGGGUUAGUUUCCUUAGGUCGGUUGAGCAGGAAACUUGCUUGUUUCCAAAGAAGAUAUCAUUUUCAAAGAAACUGUCUUUGAAUCUGUCAAAUAGCUGAGGUACUUCUUGCUUAUAAGGUCUUGUUUGGAUUGAUUCUAUUCUAGUCUAAUUUCUUCGCAAGUUUAAUUCUUUUUCCUUUUUCACUUCAGAGGUGGAUUUGAAGUUUGGUGAGCUUAAUUUUUAAUGGGUUGUUUGUGAUUAGUUGAUUAGUGGCAUAUUAUAGGGAUUUUGGUAUUUGGGUAUUUUGAAAGUUGUAUACUUUGUGCUAGAUUUAAGGGUUUUGAUUGAAAGGGGGUUUUGUAAUUCAAUGGGAUAAUUUGUUUCUUGAGAAAGAUUGUGAAUUGGAUUUGAAGAUCAUUCAAGAAUUGGGUCAAAGAAAAUGAAGAGAGUAAAAGAUGAUGAUAAGAUUAUGGGUCCUAUGUUUCCAAGGUUACAUGUGAAUGAUACAGGAAAAGGAGGUCCUAGAGCACCUCCUAGGAAUAAGAUGGCUCUCUAUGAACAACUUAGUAUACCAUCACAGCGGUACAAUUCCGGUUCAAAGCCUCUUAACCAUAAUAAUAGCAAUCAUAGUGCCACUCCUUCUACCUCAACAUUGCAGAAACUGCAGGGUGCAGCCCAUGAACGAAAUAUGUACUUCCCUCUUUAUCGACAACCUUCAACCUCGUCUUAUGAUGAGGUGCAAGUAAGCCGCCCUGAGUCUGCGGAUAUGAGUAAUCAAAUGCCACUUGGGGAGAAUCAAAAACAGCCACCGGAAGACGAUGAUUUUAUGGUCCCUAUUUUUUCUCAACAAGAGACGAUGCCAUGUAAUGGGAAAAAUCAGCCUAGUAUGCACGAAGAAAGACGCAAUGAUCUAGGUUCAUCAAAUUCAGCAGCGCUUCAAAGGGCGGGUGGAAAAGAAACUGGCACGGGCAAUACUGGAGACUUCAUCUCAAAGCAGCAACUAAAAAAUCCGGGGAAAAGAAGUUCAAGAGUGUCCGAUGCUUCUACAAGAUACUCGUAUGAUGUAUUCAUGAGGGAGAAGGAUGACAGACCUUGGAGAAAAGAUACUUGUACUCAAAGUAGAUAUCAGGACAAGUACAUGAUGAGCAGUUUAGAGAACACGGGCGCCAUCUUGCGACCGGAGCAUGACGACGAUUUAUCUGCUAUGGAUGCUACAAAUGGUGUAGCUGUUUUAAAGCGACCAUUGGAUUACUCUCUUGAACAAACCUCUUUGAGGCUGAGUGAUAAUCCUCGUGUAGGAUGUCGCUAUGUGGGAGAUGAUAAAACUGACGAUGAUCUGCAGAGGUUAGAGAAAUAUCAAUCUCCGGAGAAAGGAAACAUGGAUCAAAUGGAUAAUGUCUCUGAAACCUCCAUGGUGGAUACUGUAUCUGGAUUCGACAUAACUCCUGAUAAUGUUGUUCGGAUGAUAGGUCGCAAGCAUUUCUGGAAAGCUAGAACUGCUAUUGCCAACCAUCAAAGAGUAAUUGCUGUUCAAAUGUUCGAAUUGCACAGAUUAAUAAAGGUGCAAAAACUUAUUGCGGAGUCCCCAGAAUUGCUACUGGGUAGUGCUUUUGUUGGUAAAUCUUCUUUGAAUGGGUCGACUUUAGAGAAAUAUUCUUCCGAGUAUGCACCAAAAGCUCUCGGCCAUAAGAGUGCGCCGAAGGAUGGUUGCCAAAAGAUAACUGAUAAGGUGGAAGGUACGGCCGAAAAUGCAGUGACUAAGUCACCUCCGAUUCCACCACAACAUGCUAUUCAAGCUGCGCUCUACCGGCCUUCCUCAGUCAAUACAAAUCCGUCUUUUCCGCCUGUCAAAAUGGAUCCAAAAAUGAACCCGUGGGGCUUCCACCAACCAGGUCCACAUCAAUGGUUGAUGCCCGUAAUGUCCCCCUCUGAAGGUCUUGUAUACAAGCCAUAUCCUGCACCUCCUGUAUAUAUGGGCCCCAUGUGUGGAGAUUAUGGUCCUGUCGGCCCAACGCCAGUUAUGAAUCCGGCUUAUGGAAUGCCAAAUCCACACUAUCCAGGCAUAGUAAUGCCACCGGGAAUGCAUUAUGGUGGACAGGGCUAUUUUCCUCCAUAUGGAAUGCCUAUGCCUAUAAUGAGCCCAAGUGUAUCAGGUUCAACUGUGGAGCAACUGAAUCCAUUUUCGGCCCCAAAUGCAUUUGGUCAGACGGGUCAGCCCGCGGGUACUAGUGUCAAAUUUGGCAGCAUGAAACAUCAAGGCUCAUUGAAUAUGCCUAGUCAAAACAACGGAACAAAAGCACCUGCAGCGAGAUCUCAGCCCCCAAAAGAACGUGAGCUGCAAGGAAGCACAGCGAGUAGCCCGAGUCAGAGAACUCAGGAAACGGGCACUGCUCAGCUCAUGGAAGGGAGAGAUACCCUUUCUCUUUUCCCUGCAGCGCCUACCGAACAAAUCUCCACGGGCUUUCCAACCGAAAAUCCAACUAGGGUUAUUAAGGUUGUUCCACAUAAGCCCGGAUCUACAAGGGAAUCAGCAGCCCGUAUUUUCCAGUCGAUACAAGAAGAAAGAAGGCAUUUCGAGUAUAAUUAACUCACCAAACCGGGAUUGAUGAUUCUCGACUAAUUUAAUCAUCUUAAUUUGUGAGUUCGACUUAACUGUUUUUUUUGUAUAACAAUACAUGUAAAAUUCUUGUAUGUUGUAUCCUCUGAUCUUGAUAUGGGAUUACUCGUGUAGAUAUGUAUUACUUUGAAAUAGUUCCUUGGAAAUUCUGUUUCCGUUUCA